This is a messenger RNA of Vicia faba (fava bean), 543 nucleotides long. The record is from the annotation of a GenBank genome assembly. Lineage: Eukaryota; Viridiplantae; Streptophyta; Magnoliopsida; Fabales; Fabaceae.
AUGGAACAAAAUGCUGCAAAAUUCGAACUCAUAAUCUUAGGAGCUUCAACUUGGAGUCUGGGAAGAGGAUUGUUGGUAACUUUGCUACGUAUGAAUUGGAGGUUCUUGGUGUGGAGAAUGAGAAAGAUUUGCAGGCGUUUAGAAGGUCUAGAACAAGGAGAAGAGCUAGGCGUCAGGAAUACAUUUUCCCCAUUGCAUGAGUGUUUGUAUGCUAAUCAUCCUAAUGCAUAUUGGACUGGUUAUGUUACAAGUAGGCCAACUUUAAAGGGUUACGUGAGAGCAAUGAGUGGUUACUAUCAGGCAGCAAAGCAGUUGGAAUUUUUUAAAGGGAGAAAUGAAUCAGGACCAAAUACUGAUGCAUUAGCUGAUGCUUUAGCACUUACUCAGCACCAUGAUGUUGUUAGUGGCACGGAAAGACAACAUGUUGCUGCUGAUUAUGCAAAUGCUCUACAAUUUCUUAAUUUACAGGCAGAAGGCUUGGUUACAUCUGCUCUUGCUUUAUUGGUAAACCAAAGUUCCCUCUUUGAAGCUCCUCUCCUGUGA